Quercus robur (English oak) is the source of this 2411-nucleotide messenger RNA. Its product is annotated as beta-galactosidase 7-like. Gene Ontology annotation, cellular component: cell wall; vacuole. Gene Ontology annotation, molecular function: carbohydrate binding; beta-galactosidase activity. Lineage: Eukaryota; Viridiplantae; Streptophyta; Magnoliopsida; Fagales; Fagaceae. Gene Ontology annotation, biological process: carbohydrate metabolic process. The transcript has a single exon. The record is from RefSeq and is a predicted model, not a curated record. Bases 16 to 2325 code for a protein of 769 amino acids.
CGCAGCACAGUGGAGAUGUGGCCUGAUAUUAUUCAAAAGGCAAAGGAUGGUGGACUUGAUGCAAUAGAAUCAUACGUCUUCUGGGAUCGCCAUGAACCUCAGCGUCGCAAGUAUGAUUUCUCAGGAAAUCUAGACUUUGUCAAGUUCUUCAAGCUGGUUCAAGAUGCUGGACUCUAUGCCGUUCUACGUAUUGGUCCUUACGUAUGUGCGGAAUGGACCUAUGGGGGCUUCCCUUUGUGGUUACACAACUUGCCGGGUGUUCAGUUGAGGACAGAUAAUGAGGUGUACAAGAAUGAAAUGCAAACAUUCACAACCAAGAUAGUGAACAUGUGCAAAGAAGCAAACUUGUUUGCUUCACAAGGGGGACCAAUCAUCAUUGCACAGAUUGAAAACGAGUAUGGGAACAUCAUGGGUCCUUAUGGAGCAGCAGGGAAAUCCUACAUUCAAUGGUGUGCUAAAAUGGCCGUAUCCCAAAACAUUGGCGUCCCCUGGAUUAUGUGCCAACAAUCAGAUGCUCCACAACCCAUGAUCAAUACUUGCAAUGGUUUUUAUUGUGAUAAUUUUACACCAAACAAUCCUAAGAGUCCAAAAGUGUUCACUGAGAAUUGGACUGGAUGGUUCAAGAAUUGGGGUGGCAAACACCCUUUCAGAACUGCUGAAGAUGUGGCAUUCUCAGUUGCACGAUUUUUCCAAACCGGUGGAGUUUUCAACAACUAUUAUAUGUACCAUGGAGGAACCAACUUUGGACGCACAGCUGGAGGUCCAUACAUCACAACUUCUUAUGAUUACAAUGCCCCACUUGAUGAAUAUGGGAAUUUCAAUCAACCUAAAUGGGGGCAUCUCAAGGAUCUCCAUGCUGCCCUCAAAUUGGGAGAAAAGAUUCUUACUACUGGCAAUAGGACUUCCAAGCAAUAUGGCAACAACGUUUAUCUGACCACAUACACAAACGCUAACGAUGGGAACAGAUUCUGUUUCUUGAGCAAUUCAGAUGGUUCACAUGAUGCCAAUGUUGACUUGCAACAAGAUGGCAAGUACUUUGUGCCUGCUUGGUCUGUCAGCAUUCUUGAAAACUGUAACAAGGAAGUGUACAACACUGCAAAGGUUAAUGCCCAAACAUCAGUUAUGGUUAAGAAACAAGUUGGUGGCAGCCGUCAUCAUAAACGGCUCUCUUGGGUGUGGGCACCAGAGGCAAUAAAAGACACACUAACUGGAAAAGGUAGAUUCAAAGCAGAUCUACUCCUUGAUCAAAAGCAAACAACAGCUGAUUCUAGUGACUAUUUGUGGUACAUGACUAGUGUUAACAUGAAUGGAAAAUCAUCUUCUUUGGAGAAUGUGACUUUGCGUGUAAGAACCCAAGGUCAUGUUCUUCAUGCUUUUGUUAAUCGAAAGUUCGUUGGUUCUCAAUGGGGCACAAAUGGUAAAUACAGUUUUGUGUUGGAGAAACCUGUAUCUCUAAAGCCCGGGACUAACAUUAUAACUCUACUUAGUGCCACAGUUGGAUUGGCAAAUUAUGGUUCCUUCUUUGAUCUUGUGCCGGUUGGUAUAGUGGGGGGUCCUAUUGAAUUGAUUGGAGCCAAUUCUACUUGGAAUAUAUCAACCAACCAAUGGUCUUACAAGGUAGGAUUGAAUGGUGAGGCCAACCAACUAUACAAUCCAAAUAGGGCCCAUCUGAGGAGGUGGAAAGCUACUCAAAAUGUUCCUGUAGGGAGACUUAUGACAUGGUAUAAAACCACUUUCAAAACUCCUUCUGGUACAGAUCCUGUGGUGGUGGACUUACAAGGUAUGGGCAAAGGUCAGGCUUGGGUGAAUGGAAAAAGCAUUGGACGCUAUUGGCCUUCAUUCAAUGCUGAUACCAAUGGAUGCAGUGAUUCAUGUGAUUACCGUGGAGGGUACUUUUCUGAAAAAUGUGUGACAAAUUGUGGCAAUCCAACCCAAAGGUGGUACCAUGUGCCAAGAUCAUUCCUCAAGAAUGACGGAAACACAUUGAUUUUGUUUGAAGAAUUCGGUGGAAAUCCUCUGAAUGUGUCUUUCCAAACAGUCACGGUUGGAACAGUGUGUGGAAACGCAUAUGAGGGCCACGAAUUGGAUCUUUCAUGCCAAGGUGGGCAAACCAUCUCAGAAAUCAAAUUUGCAAGUUAUGGGGACCCUCAAGGAAAGUGUGGUUCAUUCAAGAAAGGUUCUUGGGAGGCUAGCAGUAGUUUCUCUGUGGUGGAAAAUGCAUGCAUUGGGAGGGAAAGUUGUUCUGUCUCUGUGUCAUCUGCAACAUUCGGAACAUCCAACCUUGGCAGUGUCAAUGGAAGAUUGGCAGUGGAAGCUGUCUGCUAAGUUAAUUAACUUCACCCAUCUAUUGUAUUUCUCUAAUUUUAUCGGGCUAUGUUUGUUUCGCACACUGUGUUUUAAUAAACUGAAAA